GUCUUCAUCACAACUAAUAUAUGAAUUUAAGUGGCGCAUGGUAGAGGAAAUUCAACGGCAAUGGCAGAUAAUACCGUCGGUCGCAGGCGUCGACGCGCUGCCAAAUCAUGUACAAUGUGCCGCGAUCGCAAGAUCAAAUGCGACCGAAACCAGCCUUGCAGCAACUGUGUCGACAGAGAAUACGACUGCCACUUCCAGAAGCAUCACAGGACUCAACCACUUUUAACACCAAAUGGCACGCCUGCUGUAUCCUCUCUCAUAUCGAGUGUUACUCCUCAGCAAAGGCGCACGGCCUUGGGUGUUGAGCAACCUCCGACUGUCACGCCCGCGACACCGGCCACCGUCUCAAGUGAAGUAGCAGCUGUACGUGAAUCAACAGUGCUUCCAUUUCAGAGUGACGAGGCAUCGUUACAGCAUAUUCUACAGCGAGUGGCACAGCUCGAGGCCGACCAAAAGCAAGUUUCUCGCACGCAUUAUCCAGCGACAAUAGCACAAGGCCUCCCUGAUACUCAGGUAAUCAUGGACAAGACAGAAAUCAUACGCAUUCCACUAGGUAUUGCUUCCGAGUUUACGCAUGUUCUUGCAUGGUAUGGUGCAGUUACUGGAACGUCACCACUCCUGCCGAUUAGUACACUGGACGCUGGUGGACCGUCAUUCAACUCUCCAGAAACGCUUCUAUUAGUCCGGAAUGCUCACCAAGCAUUUCAAGAGUAUAAAACCGUUCUAAAAGGUAUAAAACUCAACCAAGCAGCUUCUCUAGCCGCCAUUACGGAGUCCAGGCCCUCCAUGAAGCUUCCAUUGCGUUAUGAUGCUCGGAAAAUGGCAGAGUGUUACUUUAACUCAUUUGAGCCAAUAUAUCGCAUUCUUCAUGAGCCGAGCUUUUGGACCGAGUUUGAUGAGUUUUGGAGCCUUGGAGAUACCUGUAGCGACAGCAUUCGUUUCAAGAUUUUACUUGUUGUUGCAAUUGGGUCAAGUACGGAGACUUCGAGCGGGAGAACCGAAGAUAUGCGCAUCAUGGCUAUGCAAUGGGUUCGGAGUGCUGACGCCUGGCUACUGGCAGCAUCAAAGAAAGACGUCCUAAGUUUAUCAGGUAUUCAGUUGCAUUGCCUGAUAAUCUUGUCGCGACAAAUCCUUGCCAUCAAUACGGAUUCAGUGUGGGCUUCAGUUGGAUCACUGCUGCAUAAAGCCAUGCAAGCCGGCUUGCAUCGCGACCCCAAACAGCUCCCACAGAUGCCCCUGCUGCGGGCGGAGUUACGCCGCAGGCUCUGGGCGACUGUGUUGGAAAUAUAUCUUCAGUCGUCUCUAGACGCGGAAAUGCCACCAAGAAUAUCGGUAGACGACUUUGACACGGAGUCGCCGGCCAAUAUUGACGACCAAGAUAUAGAUGAUUCCACUACAGCGUUCCCAGAAUAUCCCGAACAGCGGUACACAUCGACUUCGUUGCAAAUCGCCUUGCUCGAGCUGGCACCAGUCCGGUUGAGGAUACUCUCUCUGGUCCAUGCGUUCCGCUCCGAGCCUCGCUACGCUGAUGUUAUGUCUCUCAGCAUGGAACUCAGCCAAGCCUACCACCGUGUAGAGGCACAUCUGGAGACAUAUACAGGCUCCGGCUUCAUGUCCCUGCACGAGAGCUUGUUCUACUCUUCUGUGUGUCGAUUCUUCUUCCCACUACAUCUACCGUUCGCAACCAUUGCUCAGAGUAAUCCCGAAUUUUAUUAUUCGCUCAAGAUAAGCAUUGACAUUGCGAAGGAGUUGAUUAGAUUGGAAAGACAAUCUGAACCUUUUCAUCAUUAUCUAUGCCAAAGCGAUGGUCCAUUGAGCAAUACGUUGAUGGCGGCGUUUACCGUCAUCGGAUACGAACUGUUACAGCCACCAUCGGCUAGCGCAAUAAUACAGCGUGAUCAAGCGUAUCUGGAUACACUACGACAAACCCAGAGUCGAAUUCUUGACCUGGUAGAAGACCAACUAAAGCUAGGAGGAGUUCGAAUCAAAACACAUUUAUUUCUCAGCAUCUUGCAGGCGAAUCAAGAAGCUAUCCAUGGCGACCUCGUUGGCUUGGAAUUGGCCAGGGUUGUUGCAAACGCUGCUAAGAAUUCUAUCCAAACUUGUCUUAAAAUCAUACAAACACAUUUGGAGCGCCAGGCAGUUUUAACUAUUGAUUUAGAUACGCUAUACGCCAACAUUGAAGCGCAAGGUUAUGACGAUGAUCCCAACGAUUUCACCUUGUUUGAUUGGCUUGGUGCUGACUUUUCUUAGCAAUGCUACCAGUAUGUGCUAAUAAAGUUUAAUAUUAUAUUACCAUAUAUACGAAUCUAGUUCUAGUUAAUUAUGAUUAUGGUCUGUGAACUAUUAUAUUUAAACUCUUACUCUAUACUAUAUGUAUUGGAGAUAAAUUGAGUCACCGCUUCCACUCUAUUCUAAGCAUCAGGCCGUCGCUAUUCUUCUCCCCAUGAAAGUCGGCCCAUGCGUCAACUUAUACUACAGGGAUGAAUAUCUAGGAAGGCGUGCCACGGAAGAGGAAGAACAUUGACGCUCAUUUCUAAUUCUGGCAUCGCCGAGUCGCUUGCGUCGGUCAUUUCGGCGGCCGCUAGUGAGAGAGUAAUAAAGCUUCAUAUGUCAUUGCCUAGUUUCCCUUUC
Messenger RNA from [Torrubiella] hemipterigena, 2634 nucleotides. Lineage: Eukaryota; Fungi; Ascomycota; Sordariomycetes; Hypocreales; Clavicipitaceae. The record is from the annotation of a GenBank genome assembly.